ACUCCACUCCAUCCAUGAUGAAGGAAGUUUUUGACGAAGUUCCUUCACCAUGGAGUGGAGUUUUGUCCGCUAGCAGUAACUUAACCUUAGCUAGCUUGCUAAACGUGUUGCGUAACAUUGCUACAACUAGCCAAGCAUAGCUAGCUCGCUAGACAUUGUCUAAGGAUGUGGAAGAUUUAGGUCUAGUAAAUGAUGUGACAAAACUGGCGCUUACACUGGUUCUUGCUUUAAACUCGCCAUUAUAAAUGAUCUUUAUAAAAGGUUUGUUAAUGGUUUAUAAUUCGUAACCAAGCUAAUAUUACUAUUAACUAGUAUUAGGUAGAUAGUUAUAGUAUUGUAAAGACCUUGAUAGCUCAUACAUGAAAGAAUGUCCACAACAGAGGAUGGCGUUUUCAAAUUGAACGUUUUAUUAACCAGAACUCACACAAGGAUGCCUGGCACUGAAACAUUCCAGGCAUUCCUUUGAUUGGCAGACAGCAAGGGGGACUGGUAUGUAUGCAGUCCCUGGAGAAUAGUAGAUGACUGUGGUGGUGCGUUCACCAUGGGGGCCAUCGGCGGAGGGGUGUUCCAGUCAGUCAAGGGCUUUCGGAAUGCUCCUGUGGGCUUUCGGCAUAGACUAAAAGGUAGCGCCAAUGCUGUGAGAUUAAGAGCUCCACAGAUCGGCGGUAGCUUUGCUGUGUGGGGUGGACUCUUCUCUACAAUCGACUGUGGUCUGGUCCGUAUUCGAGGGAAAGAGGACCCCUGGAACUCUAUAACUAGUGGGGCGAUGACUGGGGCAGUCCUGGCUGCACGCAGUGGGCCUUUGGCUAUGGUGGGGUCAGCCAUGAUGGGGGGCAUCCUGUUGGCCUUGAUCGAGGGCUUUGGGAUCCUUCUCACCAGAUACACCGCACAGCAGUUUCAGAACCCGAGUCCCUUUGUGGAUGACCCCAGCCAGCUUCCUCCUAAGGAUGCCAGCCAACAGCAGACUGGGUUCCAGUAGGUUCCAUGGAGCUGCUGGGCCUAACUACAGCCCUGCGAACUGUGACAAUCUCAGACUAGAGAGGAGAGGGGUGCUCUGAAACCUGACCUCACUGGUGUAAGCAACCUCACCCUGAACCAGCCUCCAUCCUCCCAUUGGUCAUAAGAAUGUAGAUGCACUUUAUUAUUGUUAUUAUUCCUCAGGGGUAGAUUACAGGUUAUUUGCGUUAUUUGUUUCUGAAUAUGUUUGUCUAUAUCGGUUCACCAGUGUUCCUUCUGACUGGUCCUGAGUUAUACCCACAUUUAUCAGAUUAAUUUAUGCACAAAACCAGCAUUUUGUGGUGACUAAGACUUUUGGUGCUGUAUAACCACAGUUACAGAAAUAGAAUGGGUAGCUAAUCAUGAAUAGGCAUUAAUACAGGUAUGUGUGAGUAUGUAAUGACUGUAUUUAGGAUUAGAAUUAGUGUCAGGGGUGACGAAAUCAAUGCUGUUCAAAACUGAUGUAAUUGAUUUUGCUUGUAAAAUGUAAUGCACCGAGGGAGGAGAACUGCACUAUCAUUCCAUUUCCUCUCCUUAUGGCAGCUUUCAUAACUGUGAGGCUUAUAACGGUAAGGAUUCAGGGUCACAUCACAAACACACCAAUCUUUUGAUUCCAUUUGCAAACUCAGAAGGCUGGAAUGGAAUGCCAUGUCCAUAUACAUUCACAGCUCAUGUGUUCUGCUCCGCUGUUCUUUGUUCUGCUGUUUACCUCGCUCCCUUUAUUGCUACUAUGCCAUGCAUUCCCACACAUUUCCAACGCCUAAGCACUAUAAGGUCUAUCCACUUUGUUGAACCAGAGCACUUUCCUACUCCAUCUCUUUAUUUGUUAUUAUGGUAAUACAACUUGAGAUGGAGAUGGUUUUUGACACAAUUAGAUAUUAUUUUGUCAUUCAAAACAUGUGAAAUAUAAUGUAUACAAUGCUGUACCAUAUUUGUUGAUUUUAAUGUAUUUAUGAUGCAUAAAAAUAAGUGUUAACAGUGUAAUUGACUGGAAACAAAUAUUAAAUUGUUGAUUCUG
This is a messenger RNA of Salmo salar (Atlantic salmon), 2014 nucleotides long. Lineage: Eukaryota; Metazoa; Chordata; Actinopteri; Salmoniformes; Salmonidae. The record is from RefSeq and is a predicted model, not a curated record.